GACUGUAUCGCAGCUGUAUUAAUACUGUCAAAGAAAGACUUUUCCUGGAGCCCCAUUGGUUUGCUCUUGAUGUCUUAUGGGAAGUAGCCUUAGCUGCAGUUUGGACGGACCAAUGAGCGCCGCGAAAUUGCUCCCAGCUGUCGUAACUACUUCUCGUACUACUCACUCGGCCACCCUCAUCUUCCUACACGGACUCGGCGACAGCGGCCAUGGUUGGUCAUCCGUUCUGAAGGAUAUCAUACCGGACUGUUGUAAAUUGAUAUGCCCUCACGCGCCUUCUAUGCCUGUAACGCUCAACCACGGCAUGCGUAUGCCCGCAUGGUAUGAUAUCUACUCCCUAAACGCCGACGCAAGACAAGACGAAACCGGAAUCCUCGAGGCCUCCGCGGAAUUGGAGAAAUUUGUGCAGGCGGAAAUCGGCCACGGUAUCCCCUCCAACCGUAUCGUCAUCGGCGGCUUUUCACAAGGCGGUUCACUCGCUCUAUUUCACGCCCUGACAAAAAGUCGUCCGUACGCCGGUGUGGUCGGGCUCAGCUGUUGGCUGCCGUUGCACGAAAAGCUCCUGGCUGAUCAGUCGACAAUCGUCAUACCUCGUGAUACGGCGAUUUUUCAGUGUCAUGGGACAAGUGAUUGCAUUGUAUCCCAUGAAAUGGGUCAAAUGACCCACAACGUACUAAAAAGUUUUCAAUUGUCCAAGUGCGAAUUUAAUGAAUACCCUAACAUGGGACACUCGUCUUGCGACCAGGAAUUGGGUGAUUUGCAGUCCUUUUUAACGAAAUUGUUGGUGCCCGCAUAA
Dicrocoelium dendriticum is the source of this 796-nucleotide messenger RNA. NCBI's taxonomy places the organism in Eukaryota, Metazoa, Platyhelminthes, Trematoda, Plagiorchiida, Dicrocoeliidae. The record is from the annotation of a GenBank genome assembly.